UUGUGUAAAAAUGUCGAAUUACAGCUGAUUAAUUAUUAAUUUACUUCAUGUAAAAAUAUUAAUUUUUUUUCAUGACAGUUUAUAUGUUUUCAUUAUUAUAUUUAUAAGGUAUUUGUCCAACGUCAACACGAAUAUUUAAAUCAAAUUAAAUUAAUUAUAAGAAAAGUUUUCAUAGAGAGUUAUUCCCGGUAGUCCAUCUCUUAUGGAGAAAAAUGAUUUAAUUCAUGCCAAGUGUAUAUCUAUAUAUUAGUCCAUUCAAAUGGUUUUAAAUCAUUUCAAAUUGUUUUGAAUUAUUUCAAAUCAUUUUUUUCAAUCAGGGAUAAUACGGAAAGUAGCAGACGUCAAGAAAAUUUAUUUCUUUUAAAUAAAUUAUUAAAAAUUUUUUUAAAAAAACUUUAAAAAAUGUAAAAAAAUCUUCUUGUACAUAUUCUAAAAAUUGUAUUUUAUCUCAAGUAACUUGUUUAUAAAAAUUAAAAAAUUGUCUGAUGUCUGCUACUUUCAGUAUCAUCGGUAGUCUGUCUCUACCAAUGGCGAUCACUAAGCGCCUUCUGGUACUGUUACAAUGAUCUAUCAACAAAAUGGUUAGCAAACGCAGCAGGCCAAAUUUCUUUGCCUAAGUAGACGGAGAGAUCCGAGGAUAACAGCCUUCUGCAUCCGCGUUGGCAGAAAUUCACGAUAAACAAGUUGGUAUUCUAGCUAAUGCAGAUACAAAAUACUGUUUCAUCCCUCCAAGGACGCCAACAAUGAAAACGACAAGUCUGACACGGUAGCCUGGGCAAAGUUUGCCAAUUUCAAACAAGAGAUUCUGAUAUAUCUGUUGCUUGUACUCUUUUUUAACUGAUGUUUUACUCAGCACUUGCUGCGAAUUCAAUGACAUGUCAAACGUGGUUUUAUCAAGGAGCACAAUAUCCGGUCUGUUGUGGUGAAUUUUUCGAGUUGUUGCAAAUGCCAAUUUCCAAUAAAUACGACUUAUUGAUAUUAUUAUUAUUACUAAUAAAAAUAUAAAUAUUAAAGACUCGCCAGGAUAUUUUUCAUCAAUCAUUUGCAUUAUUUGAACAUAAGGACUUGGAUUUAAUUGCUUACGUUUAGAUUGAAUAUCCUCAAUACCAAUUAGUCGGUAUAAUAAUAAGUUUGCCAAUUUCAAACAGGAGAUCCUGAUAUAUCUGUUGUUUGUGCUCUUUUUCGACCGUAAUGUUAUACUCUAUAUCUCGUGCUGAAAACUUAAGAACAGUGAUUUUAGUAAUCAAACAAUUUUAAGGGAAAAAAGAAUUAAUAUGAAUCAUGAUGAAUAGAAAUUGAAUUAAUUAAUCCAUAAAUAAAUUAUACAUUUAAAAUAUUAAUAUUGUUAUAUAAAAAAUGAAUUACGGAAUUGACUGGGAAACUGAGCAACGUCAAACGUUGCUUGGUACUCGAGCUACUCUCGAAAGAUCUGCUCAGUCAGUAGCACGUUCUCAAACAGUUGCCGCUGAAACAGAACAAAUUGGUCAAGAAGUUGUUGCUGAAUUAGGUAUACAAAGAGAAACGCUAUUACGUACAAAAAGAAGAUUAUCUGAAACAGAUCAAGAAUUAGCAACCUCUAGAAAAAUAAUGCGAUUAAUUGGCCGAAGAGUUUUGACAAAUAAAAUUGUAUUAAUAUUAAUAAUUAUUUUAGAGAUUGCAAUACUCGGUAUCGUUAUCUACCUUAAAUUUUUUACUAAAAAAUAAUUUAUAUUUAUAAAAAUGCAUUUUACGUUAAAGUAUAAGCUUAAUAUAUAAAUUAAGUAAUUAAUAUUUAAAUAAUAUU
This is a messenger RNA of Microplitis demolitor, 1783 nucleotides long. It is a transcript of the gene Vti1b, whose product is annotated as vesicle transport through interaction with t-SNAREs homolog 1B. The record is from RefSeq and is a predicted model, not a curated record. The transcript is spliced from 4 exons. Gene Ontology annotation, biological process: Golgi to vacuole transport; macroautophagy; intra-Golgi vesicle-mediated transport. Bases 1357 to 1704 code for a protein of 115 amino acids. Gene Ontology annotation, molecular function: SNAP receptor activity; SNARE binding. Gene Ontology annotation, cellular component: ER to Golgi transport vesicle membrane; SNARE complex; late endosome membrane. Lineage: Eukaryota; Metazoa; Arthropoda; Insecta; Hymenoptera; Braconidae.